AUGACCUUGGAGAUGAUACUGGCACGACAUGGUAGGAAGGAAACAAGUCCUGAAUUCGAGUGCCGCACACCUCGUGUACACAGCAAGUCUGCAUCAGACCAAAUUGUUCCAAACAGAAUAUUAUGGAAGCAUAACAAACACUGCAACGCCGAAGACUCCAAGUCAAGCUGCAAACGAUCGAAAACCAAAUGGAUGGGACACGUACAACUUAUCGUCUCAACUGCCACUGGCAAGAAGUCACCAAGCACUAAUACUCAACCUGUGUAUGGCGUCGUCACUGACAAAUCACUACUAGUCAAGUGUACGCACUCUUUGACACUCCCGGCGUUGGGGUACUCAGCGAACGACUUGCAACGCCCGCUGCCUGAAGUGCCCGGAAUGCUAAUUUCGGGCUCGUCCCAAAAUAUUGGGCAAUGCCAACGUCUCCCUCCUUCAAGUUCCCUGUCUCUUUCCCCACACCGAUCUACUCGCUCCGGCCGGCUCGAUGUGCCACCGCAUGGCGCGUGUGACAACGGCGGGCAGCAGGUGGUAGUGGUGACGGUGCCGUGGCGGGAUGUCGGGCGCUGUCAGCCAUUGGCGACUUCAAACUCCGGCAUCCGUGCCGAGCGUGCACCUAGCAGAUACAGACCCAGUUCGUCUUUCAAGUCCAAUCAUCAUCAAGUGUGUCCAGUAAAAUGCAAACCUGUACCGACCAACCACUACAUCAUAGCUUGGUACACCCCACGCCAGCAAUGUGCCCAACGGCUGCUGCGAGACAUUCUCCAACACAAGAAGAUCUGCCAGUAUUUAGCGUGGCGUCGACAUCUUCGUCAGGCUAAACAGCAAAAUAAUGAUUUUUCAUUCAACAGGCAUCUGAGUCCGACGAAUCCUCGAUACCAGAUUCAGCAGUCUUCGAGUUCUUCAGCGGUGACUCGCAGUAUAGAAGCUCGAUAUGACUGCUCAGUGGUUGCGACCAAUCGGCAAUUGCGGGAAAGAUUUAGUCGGGGUAACCUCAAUGUCGCUCUCAUCAAGCCCUCCCAAGUUUCGAGUAGCAAUCUGACGGAACGCAGACUGAACUUCCUAUGCAGUGGUGCAGGCAUAGGAGGGCUUUUUCUCGCUAUUACUAUUGGGAAGUUUGCAGGGUGCGAUAUUUACGUAGACUUAUACGAAGCGCAUGAUGCUAUUACGGCCGCUGGGGCUAGGAUUACAGUCGCGCGACGCACGGCGGAGGUCAUGGUGGAACUCGGCUUGUAUAACAAAAUCUCUCGUGUUUCAGCAUCGCCCCCCUCUUCCAGCUAUGGGGCAGACGGCACCCACUCUUCAGUGCGGAAGACAUUUUUCGAAACAAUAGGUCCAGACACCAUAGACCCAAGCAAGAUAAGGCGCUACAGUGAUCCAUCUUGGACCAGAACGCUUGUCUAUGUCGAUGGCAGCAUCUUUCCAACGGAGAAGCUUUCGAAAUUGGAUCCAAACAACCUAGCUUUGAAGGAUUUCAUGAUACACAUCAUCUCGUAUCCUGUUUCUCAAGGAACGCGGAUCAAUGUCACAGCGUAUGCUUCCGAUGAACAGAAAACAGACAUACCUUUUGAGGGUCAUUGUGUUUCGGCUGUAUCCCUAGAAGAAGUUGUGGAGGCAUAUAAGGACUUCGAACCCGAUGCUAAGCGCCUUCUGGAUUAUUUCGAGAACCCCUCAAGAUGGGCGCUUCACGUGCUAAAUGAAUUGCCGCUAUUCACUUGGGACAUAGUUGCGCUGAUAGGUGCUGCAGCCCAUGCCAUGACGCCCCACUUUGGAGCUGGAGCUGGUCAAGCAAUUGAGCACAUCAAUCGGAACGUAGUACGGGACAGAUGUACGAUUUUUGCGCACUUGAGACAGAUCGAGGCAAUGAACGAGAAGAUCAUAGACUUAUGGGGAAAUUGGGACAAUGAAGGUGAAGGUGGUGCAGUUGCUGAAUGGGUAGAGGCAGAAAGGCAAUUGCAGGAGGGUUCGUACAGUGGACGAUCUGAGAACAGUGCAUUGUGUCAUGGUUUUACACGAGUCGUAGCGGCGCUGGAAAGCGCCAGUCCCUGA
Molecule: messenger RNA, 2046 nt
Organism: Suillus discolor
Lineage: Eukaryota; Fungi; Basidiomycota; Agaricomycetes; Boletales; Suillaceae
Exons: 18
Coding region: 1-2046 (681 amino acids)
Biological process (GO): secondary metabolite biosynthetic process
Source: RefSeq, a predicted model, not a curated record